Staurois parvus is the source of this 310-nucleotide messenger RNA. Lineage: Eukaryota; Metazoa; Chordata; Amphibia; Anura; Ranidae. The record is from the annotation of a GenBank genome assembly.
CCCACGGUCGUGCCAGAUGACUCGGUGCCUGCUGUCGAGCUUGGUGACCCAGUGCCCGCGGUUUUGCUCGAUGAUUCGGUGCCCGCUGACUUUCCCGAUGACUCGGUGCCCACUGUCGUGCCAGAUGACUCGUUGCCCACUGUCGUGCCAGAUGACUCUGUGCCCGCUAACUUGCCCGAUGACUCGGUGCCCGCUGUCGUGCCUCUGCCUGCUGCCGGGCCUGGCGUGCCUCCGCCCGCUGCCGGGCCUGGCGUGCCUCUGCCGCUGCCCGGCCUGGCGUGCCUCCGCCCGCUGCCCAGCCUGGCGUGCC